This is a messenger RNA of Brassica rapa (field mustard), 4676 nucleotides long. RefSeq lists its product as uncharacterized. NCBI's taxonomy places the organism in Eukaryota, Viridiplantae, Streptophyta, Magnoliopsida, Brassicales, Brassicaceae. Gene Ontology annotation, molecular function: DNA binding; protein dimerization activity. The record is from RefSeq and is a predicted model, not a curated record.
UUUUAAAAACCGGACCGGACCGGCCGGUCGAACCGGUUCGACCGCGACUCGUUUAGUAAGCCGAGUCCGGUUCGAUUCAAAACCCGGAUUUCAUAAAACUCGGGCAACUCGGCUCAAAACCGGUGGAACCGGUGACCCGGGUUGACGUUAGAACCCGGUUUGUUAUUUUUGACACAUUUUAAAUUGUAAUUAGGGUUUUAUAUCAGGCUAAUCCUGGAUAAUAACUUAAGUUAAUAAUAGUAAUACUUAACAGCCGUCAUUUUUUAAUAAUUCUCGAGAAAAAAAAGAAACCUAAACGUCUUCUCGUCGUCUCUCACUGUCGUACACCAUUCUCCAUCUGAAUUUUUCUUUGCCACAAGAUUUGGAACUGCACUUGUAAGAAAAAGUAAGUAACGUGAUUCUCUUUUGUUGUUCGAAAUUUGAUAUAACAUAUAAAUAUAUUAUUUUUUUGUUAUUUUUACUAGUUAAUGGAGGGGAAUCAUUCAGAACCAGAUUUAGGCGUACCUUCUUCUCAACGUUCAGUUCGUCGUAAAGAUGACAUAGCUUGGAGAUAUAUAACAGAACGGACUGAGCAGAAUGGGAAGAAAACUUUGAUUUGUGACUUCUGUCAGAAAGAGAGCGGAGGUGGAGGCAUUAACAGAAUGAAACAACAUUUAGCUGGGAUAAGAGGAAACAUAGAUUCAUGUACCAAAGUUUCUGCAGAAGUUCAGUUUCAGAUGAAGCAAUCAUUGAAAGAAAAUGAAGACAAAAAUAAGGAAAAGAGAGGCAUACCACUUGAUGAUAUAAACAUUGUUGCUGAUAUGAAUGCUGAUGGACAAGGCAUUCAUUCUCAGCCAUCUGUUACUCAAACCAAAAAGAGAAACAGAGGUGGAGAUUUACAUGGGUUUUUUAAAACAGGCCUGAGUGAUCCUACUCAACCAAGUAUAAAGGCAUCUAUACAAAGCAAGGAGAAGGUGCAUGAUGCUGAUAUGGCUGUUGCUUUAUGGUUUUAUGAUGCUUGCAUUCCCAUGAACGCUGUGAACUCUCCAUUCUUUCCAGUUAUGUUAAGCAAAGCUGCUAGUUUAGGACAUGGAUAUACUGGUCCUUCGUAUCAUGCUUUGAGGGUUGGGUUAUUAAGAGAUGCAAAAAAACAUGUAUCUUUGAUCGUUGAAUCAUUUAGAAGCACGUGGGCUAGCACCGGCUGUACCUUGAUGGGAGAUGGAUGGAAAGACACUAGAAAAAGACCACUGAUCAAUUUUUUAGUGUACUGUCCAAAAGGAGUUACGUUCAUCAAGUCGGUUGAUGCAUCUGAUGUAUACACAAAUGCAGAGAAUUUGUGUAAUUUAUUUGCUGAGAUGGUGGAAAUGGUUGGCUCUGAAAAUGUGGUUCAUUUAGUGACUGAUAAUGCGCCUAACUACAAGGCUUCAGGUAGACUACUUGCGGAGAGAUAUCCAAAUAUUUCUUGGUCUCCAUGUGCAGCUCAUUGCAUGAAUUUAAUAUUGGAGGAUGUGGGAAACAUGCCUAAUGUUAAAGAGUUAGUUUCUGCUGUAUCAAAGGUAACUAUCUUUGUCUACAAUCAUAAGUCAACUUUAAAUUUUUUGAGGAAGAGGCAAGGUUGGAGGGAAAUCAUUCGUCCAGGAGAAACCCGAUUUGCUACCACUUUUAUAGCCCUUCAGAGUGCAUAUGCACAUAAAGAUGACUUACAAGCUUUGGUAGUAGAUCAAGAGUUCAGACAGUUUCUGAAAACAGAGAAAGCAAGAUGUGUCAAGGCUGUUGUUUUGGAUGAAAACAUGUGGGCGCAUUGUUUGUUGAUCGUAAGGAUUAUGGCUCCAAUGAUACGCUUGUUGCGUGUUUGUGAUACUGAUGAGAAGCCAUCAUUACCAUAUGUCUAUGAAGGAAUGUAUCGAGCACGUUUAGGCAUCAAGAAGAUAUUUGGAAAAAAGAAGGAAUUGUAUAAGCCUUAUACAAGGAUCAUAAAGAACAGGUGGGAUAGAAUGUUGCGCCAUGAUCUUCAUGCUGCAGCAUACUUCUUCAAUCCAGCUUUCAUGUAUGAUCAAAAGAACUUUUCAAAAAAGCCUGAGAUAUUGAAAGGGAUGUUAAAUUUGAUGGAAAAACAAAAAGGGUCUGACAGAACAAAGAUCUUUGAGGGGAUGACAAUGUAUAGAGAACGUGAGAAAAGCUUCUCACAUUCAUCAGCUUUAAGUUGUUCGAAAACCACUCGUCCUGAUGAGUGGUGGAAGUUCUUUGGAUAUGAUGUUCCUGUUUUGCAGAAGCUAGCAAUUCGAAUUCUUAGCCAAACUGCAUCUUCAUCGGGCUGUGAACGUAAUUGGUCUGUGUUUGAAAGAAUUCACACAAAAAGGAGGAAUAGAUUGGAACAUCAAAGACUCAAUGAUCUUGUCUACGUUCAUUACAAUUUGCGCCUGCAAGAUAGGUUCUCAAAAAGAAAGAGGUCAUAUGAUCCAAUUGAUUAUGAGUCCAUUGAUAAAACUGAGUUCUGGGUAGUAGAAGAAAGUGGAGAAGCUGAACUAGAUUAUGAUGAACUUGAGAAUGCACUUACUGAAGAAAACCCAAAAGAUGGAGAAGAUGCAACUUCUGAAACCUUGAACUUGAACGGUAGAUACAUCUUCUUUUAUACGACAUGUUUUUUUUGGCUAUGAUGUCUAUUAUUUAACUCAUGCAUUUUUCAUAUUUUUUUCUUGUUUUAGAAGGUACCGAAGAUGAAGUGCCAUUCUCUCAAGAUGAUACAACUGAAUAAAUUUGAGAUAUUCUAUCAUUCUCCAACAGAUUUUUUUUUGUCAUGUUUUCAUUUAGUUCAUUACAUUAAAUAUUCAGUUACUAUUUAUCUAUUUUAUGAUGCUAUUUUAGAUAAUAUUCAUCAGACAUUUUUACAUUUUUAUAUAUGAUUAAUUAUAUAAUAUAUAUUUAUAUAUUAAAUAUAUAAAUAUAUUUAAUAAAUAAAAACCCGGUUCGACCGGUUGAACCGGUUCGACCAAUCAACCAGUGAAUACGCCGAGUCGGUGUCCGGUCCGGUUUUUAAAACAUUGGCAAAAGCCGAUUUAUUUAUAAAAUUAUUUCAUUUUACUUUGAAGUUUGAAAUCUUAUUCUUGGGAUUUUAAAUUUUUAAUUAUAGAUGAAGGAUAUAAAUUCACCAUAAGAGGGAAAAUAGACAUAGCUAAAUUUUUCUGUUAUUAUCAACUUGUAUUUUGGUAGAAAAAUUCAACCAUUUCGAGAUAAGACAAAGAUACUAAUAGCGACUUUUUUUGUGGUAAAUUACCACUUUUCAGUAAAAGAUGAGUAUUCAGAGGUUCCGAUUUUUUUUUUUUUGGUGUUUUUUAAUGAAUAAUGUACUUUUCAAGAGAUGUAAAUAUGAUUGUUAUGGGUACCGUGAAGGAACUAAUCUUUUAUGGUGUUUAUCAAUGCCUCUUUGUCGUCUUUGAGCUCGUCUUAAUGAAUUUGAAGAUUCAAUGUUAUUUGCGAUAUAAUAUAUAUGACACAUGCAUUAAGUAGCACAAAACCGCCAUUGAUGUGUAAUCUAUAGUGACAAAUACUCUCUCCGUUCCUAAAAUAUCCAUGUUUUAGAAAAAAAAAUUUGUUUAAAAAAAAAUACAUUUUUCAUAUUUUCAUGAAUUAAAUGUAAAUUGUAAACUUCAAAAAACAUAAUUUUAUUUAUUAAAUUUCUAUUAGUGAAAACUUGUAGAAAAUAGUUGAUACGGAAAAUAAUGUAUUAGUAACUAAAAUUUGAUAUUUUUUUUAAUAAGUGUAAAAAUUCUAAAAUAUGGAGUUUUUAGAAACGGGAGGAAGUAUAAAACUUAUUACUAGUAGCUAGAACCAGCAAAAAAAGUUAUCAAAUUAUUCAAUUAUAAGAAAACAUAAUAAACAUGUAAACUAUGCAGAUGGACUCAUUAAUUCCAAAUGUCAUCAAAACCCCAAAAGGAAUAUGUGAUUUGUUCUUCAUACUAUUCACACACUAUACAAAGUAAUAUGAAAUUCAAAAGCAUAUAUACUUCUACAUCAAAUAGUCUUUUUUUUCUUAGCACAUACCAACUCCUAAACCUCAUCAUCACUUCCUUCCGGUCCAUGGAGUAUCUUCCUACAUUUUGUUUGCUUGUUUGUUGUUUGUAUAUAUCAAUGAAACCAUGAUUUAACAAAGAAAAAUAUCACAUUACCUCAUAGCCCAGUAAGUAGUUGGACCACCCUCAUCAACUUGGCUUAUCUGUGAGAAAAAAACCACAAAAACAUGAACACACACACGUCUUCUUACGUUGUUUUGGUGGAAUCGAGUCUUGCAGGUCUUUUCUUACGUUAUGUAUGCCAAUGAUAUUAGCACAACCGACACAAAAGAUAUUUUGCAAAGCAGAAUAGAACGUGUUUUCAGCCGGAAAUGUAUUGAAGCUGCCACCAAAAUUAAGGAUAUAUAUAUAUAUUGGUUAAAAUUCUCAAGCAAUAUGAAACUAGGGAAGCAUAUAUACUUACAGUCUACUGAAGUCAUAUAUGAUGUCAUUGUCAUGGAUGUCAAAAACUUCCUGAAAAGAAAACAUCAUCAUGUCAAAAUGCAGUGUCAAGUUAAAGAUGAAUAUAAGUUUAUAAAACCUCGAUCUCUUUAGAGAUGAUAUCACUGGGGACUCCGAUGUGUGUGUGGCACUCUAUGCAUGUAUAGGCGGGUCCCUCGAGUUCUAUCACGAACACUCUUCCCAUUU